Molecule: messenger RNA, 2674 nt
Organism: Triplophysa dalaica
Lineage: Eukaryota; Metazoa; Chordata; Actinopteri; Cypriniformes; Nemacheilidae
Product: protein-glutamine gamma-glutamyltransferase K-like
Exons: 14
Coding region: 91-2427 (778 amino acids)
Biological process (GO): peptide cross-linking
Molecular function (GO): protein-glutamine gamma-glutamyltransferase activity
Source: RefSeq, a predicted model, not a curated record
UUGAUCCAGACUUUAAUCCUGCUUCAGCAACAGUUACUGCCAUCCGACAUCAAGACUGACUUCACACACUUUUUUGCAACAACUGCAAACAUGUCCCAUAAGAAAAGCAUCUGCCUCACUGGCCGUUUCCCAUGCAUCAAAUGCGACGACUGGAAAUAUCCGUGUGUGAAGCCUGUUUGUAAACAAGAUCCAUGUAUCAAGCCGUGCGUCAAACCGAUUUGUGAGCAAGGAGCAUGCUUUAAGCCAGGCUGUGACCAUAAGCCAUGCAUUAAACCUGUUUGUGUGCAAAACCCUAAAUCAUGUUAUGAUGACCAGCAGAAUAUGAUCCCUGAGUCUGAAGGACGUGGAUGUGGAACCGAGGUGCAUGACGUGGUCCUGCAGGUGCGUUGUAUUGACCUGAUGAAAUCCAGAAAAGAACCGAAUCGCUUGGAGCACCGUGCAAACGGUUACCAUAGCGACCACCUCAUCGUCCGCAGGGGACAGACUUUUCAGAUGUGGAUCGAGUUGUCCCGACCUUUCAACCCCAAGUCUGACCAGCUUCUCCUGGAGCUCAGACUCGGUGAUGUUCCAUCGAUACGCAACGGCACUCUGGUGAUUGUUCCGUUAGUGGAUGAGUUGAAGAAAACACAGUGGGGGGCAAAGAUUGUCCAACAGGACCAUAACCGUGUUAAACUGUGUGUUUACUCUGUAUCAACCGCACCCAUUGGACGAUACAGACUCACCGUAGUGACACGCGGUCCUAAGGGGCGGGCUUCUUCAGCGUACAACCCCUGCAAUGACAUCUACCUGCUGUUUAACCCGUGGUGUAAAGAUGACUCUGUGUUUCUGGAUGAUGAUGCUCAGAGGAACGAGUAUGUGUUGAACGACACGGGCAUCAUUUACCAUGGUACUAAACACCAGAUCAGCUGCAGAAACUGGAACUUUGAUCAAUUCGAUGAGGGAAUCUUGGAUGCGUGUUUGUUUGUGUUGGAGAAAAGUGGAGCUGCGUGUCUGGGAUGGGGAGACCCUGUCAACGUGGCCAGAGUUGUGUCUGCUAUGGUUAAUGCAGACAAUGACUGUGGUGUGUUGAUGGGCAACUGGUCAAGCUGCUAUGAAAGUGGAACGUCUCCAGCCGCCUGGUGUGGAAGCGGUGAAAUCCUGCGACAGUAUCACAAAACUGUAGGAAAGCCUGUUAAAUAUGGACAGAGCGUGGCCUUCGCUGGAGUCACUAACACACUGUUGAGAUGUCUUGGCAUUCCCGCUCGUCCUGUUACAAACUUCUGCUCCGCUCACGACACAGACGUGUCUAUGACAACAGAUGUUUACAUCGAUGAGGACUGUCAACCGAUCAAACACCUGAACAAGGAUUCAAUCUGGAACUUUCACGUGUGGAACGAGUGCUGGAUGACUCGGCCUGACCUGCCGUGUGGUUUUGGAGGAUGGCAGGUGGUUGAUGCCACUCCUCAGGAGACCAGUCAGGGCUUCUUUCGCUGCGGCCCCACCUCUGUCACUGCCGUCCGCAGCGGGCAGGUCUUCCACAAAUUCGACACACCCUUCGUCUUUGCCGAGGUGAACAGUGAUAUUGUUUACUGGCAGAGGACCGCUUGUGGAACCUUUGCUGUGAUCCACGUUGACAAGAGCGCUGUGGGUCACUGCAUCAGCACCAAAGCCGUGGGCUCGGACAAACGUGUGGAGAUCACUAAUCUCUACAAACAUCCAGAAGGUUCAGAGGAGGAACGUAAAGCUGUGGAAACAGCCGUUCAACACGGAUCCAAGCGCUGCCAGUUCCUGCCGCCCUGCGCAGAGGAAGUGGUUUGUGAGAUCAGUAUGCAGAAGGAUCCGCUGUGUGUGGGAAAAGACGCCGUGCUUUCCAUCACCCUGAAGAACAAAUGCAGCUCUCCUCGGACCGUCACACUCAGCAGUCAAGUGGUGGCCAUUUACUACACUGGAGUGCAGAAGACCUUGGUGAAGAAAGACCAGACGUGCAUCGAGCUCAAAGCCUGCGAAUCAAAGACUAUGUCAUGGACUCUGCGGUAUGAGGAUUAUAAGUGUCAUAUUGUGGAUCACUCAAGUUUGAUGCUGAUGGUCACCGGACAGGUCCUGCAGACCAAACAAAUCCUGGCCAAACAGUUCAGAUUCAGAUUGUGCACACCAGAUCUUGUUAUUACUCCUGCAUGUGAUUGUGUGGUGGGUGUGGAGGUGCUGAUCAAAAUCACAUUCAAGAAUCCUCUGUCCUGCCUGUUGAAGAACGUGAUCAUCCGUAUUGAAGGACUGGGACUGAAGCAUUGCAGAACUAUUAACUAUGGAGAUAUUGCGAGUCUGGCCACAGUGAGUCUGACGGAGUCGUUUGUUCCCAAAUGUCAAGGUCCUUGUAAACUUGUGGCAUCACUGGACUGUCCUCAGCUGACUCAGGUUCAUGGAGCCUGCAACGUUGUUGUUAAAAAGUGAAUCAAAUGAGUAAUCUUAAUGGCUUGAAAGCCUUUUAUCAUGCUUUUCAUUACAUUAAGUAGCAUGUGCUAGUUCUGGUUUAUCCAGUAAAAUGAAACCGAUCAGGGUGGGUGUAUUAUGGACUUUAAAAAACUCUUUUAAUCCAGGUGUCUUUUUUGUAUGAUGUCAUAUUUGGGGGAUUUCUGGUUACUGACAGACUCCAAAUGUUCAAUCUAUGAUCAGCAUCAAUAAAAGUUUAUCGCAGUAA